This is a messenger RNA of Lactuca virosa, 622 nucleotides long. NCBI's taxonomy places the organism in Eukaryota, Viridiplantae, Streptophyta, Magnoliopsida, Asterales, Asteraceae. The record is from the annotation of a GenBank genome assembly.
AUGUGUCCUUGGAACAGACGUAUAAUCCCUGGUGAAAUUGCUGAACUUGGUCACAUAUACGUGUCAGCUUCUUCUUCUCUGCAAGCUCUUCACCGACAAUUGAUUCGGAUAACUAUCUCACCGCUAAUUUCUUUGCCGGUUUUGGUUUUGGAGUUGAGUACGACAUCUAGAGGCUUGAAGACGAACCGUUGUUUCAGUACUUUCGGAUUGAUACUGAUAGUUGGAAGAGGAGAACAGAGAUGGGGAAAGGCCCAGGUCUAUAUCCCGAUAUGGGCAAAAAAACAGAGUAUUUACCACCACCGUUUGCCUCCAUAUGUUGAAGGAAGAUGGAACUAGGUCGCGAUGCUCCUAUCUUAUUAAAGCCUCGAUUUCCCUUUUGCUUAUCUCCACCUAUAUUUUAUACUUGGGCAUAGAUAGUCGGAAGCAAACGCCUCCUGCCACGAACUCUGUUGACUCCUGCUUUCUAUGUCACCACCAUCGAACGGACAAUACACCACCAAUGGGUUUGAACAUGAGUUAUGGUUAAAACACACCUACCUUGAAUACUCGAUAAUUCAUGUAGAAACAUUUAAAGAAGUUAUAUUUUAUUUAUAUUGAUUUUUAAGAAUAAAACACACCUACC